Messenger RNA from Trichoderma asperellum CBS 433.97, 900 nucleotides. The record is from RefSeq and is a predicted model, not a curated record. NCBI's taxonomy places the organism in Eukaryota, Fungi, Ascomycota, Sordariomycetes, Hypocreales, Hypocreaceae.
GCCAAUUUAAAAAUCGGUGAGCACUUUUCUCAAUGGACGUCGCCCUUAAACGUUCCAUCUCACGCACUGCGCAGAGGCAGUGAUAAUAGCGUAUGUCUAGUCUACGGAGGAGCAUUGUUCGCUUAGACGAGCCUUUGUGCGCCUCUUCGCCGACAUCUAGAAUGCUGGCAGCAGCGAUUUAAUUCCACGUGCGAUCGUAUGCAGGAGGCAUCUGAAACAAGAUAUGGCCAACUACCUACUCGUUAUGAGGAAUCAGAAUGUGGCCCGACAAGGCAAAGUUUCACAGAAAAUAACAGAGCAACAAGAAGCACAGUCGAUGUUUACCAUAUCAAUGCGAGUUGGCUUCCUCGUUGCAACCGUGGACUUGCCUGUCAACUCCCUAGAGCUGACACUCCGUUGAAUAUUGGUUCGAUUGAUGUACACUGUGCAAUAAGUUACCUUUUAACUCAUAAGCCUCCGUGUUUGGCAAAAGUCGUCUAUGGCUAUUCUUCUGAAGAGACUGCAUGGGAAGUACCUCCCAUAUGGUCUCAUGUACUCAGAUCUCCGUGCAAGUACGUGGCAGUACUUGACGAAUGCGAGAUUUAUGGAGCCAUCUUGGUGCUCUUGUUGCAUGAAUUUCUCGUCCAGAUUGGGAAACUAGACGAUCGAUGGUUGGUAUGCGGGAGCGCUGCACUCUGACCGCAAAAGCAACUCUGAUGCUCCUGUGCACUAGCAAAGGGGUGGCCCGUCAAUCCAUGCGCUGUUAUACCUCUGUACAAGCGCCUACUAAGAAUGGGCAGCACUCGUAUUAGCUCUGCACUGCGGGUGCCCUCCUCUGUCGUGUCUAACCCUCGGCCAUUUGCCGAGCGGAAGCCCACUGGCCAAAGUGGCUCCCAGCAGAUCCAAGACCUUGACGGCGUA